Salvelinus namaycush (lake trout) is the source of this 965-nucleotide messenger RNA. RefSeq names its product hydroxysteroid (11-beta) dehydrogenase 1-like b (gene hsd11b1lb). The coding region runs from base 1 to 855 and encodes 284 amino acids. The record is from RefSeq and is a predicted model, not a curated record. Gene Ontology annotation, cellular component: intracellular membrane-bounded organelle. NCBI's taxonomy places the organism in Eukaryota, Metazoa, Chordata, Actinopteri, Salmoniformes, Salmonidae. The transcript is spliced from 7 exons. Gene Ontology annotation, molecular function: oxidoreductase activity.
AUGCAGGUCCCGAUGAAGACCGUGUUUUUAAUUUUUGCCGUUUGCCUGAUGGCAGUCCUCUGGAGGGACACAUUUGAUCCAGAAUCUGUUCGUAAUGCCAGGGUGCUGGUGACUGGGGCUAGCACAGGCAUCGGAGAACAGGUGGCAUACCACUAUGCCAAGAUGGGCGCCCAGGUCGUCAUCACAGCCAGGAGGGAGUACGCGUUACAGAAGGUGGCAGCGAACUGCACAAGCCUGGGGGCCCAGAAAGCUCUGUAUGUGACAGGGGACAUGUCCCAGUCCUCAGACCCAGAGAGAGUAGUGAGGAUGGCUGUCGAACAACUGGGAGGUCUUGACAUCCUGGUUCUAAAUCACAUUGGAUCCACCCCAUUCGCCAUGUGGAACGGAGAUGGGGAUCACGUCAGGGAACUGAUGCAGUUGAAUUUCCUCAGCUAUGUGAACAUGGCUUCAGCAGCUUUGCCAGUACUGGAGCAGAGUGCAGGGUCUAUGAUCGUAGUGUCAUCUCUGUUGGGUAAGAUAACCACUCCUUUUGUGGGGCCCUACGCGGCCACCAAGUUUGCAGUGAACGGUUUCUUUGGUUCCAUGCAGCAUGAGCUAGCCAUGCAGCGCAGCAAUGUGUCUCUGACCAUCACCACACUGGGCCUGAUAGACACAGACUCAGCCAUGGACAAAAUCAGAGGAUAUACCAACAUGACGGCCUACCCAGCCAGCGAUGCUGCCCUCCACAUCAUCAAGGCCGGGGCCACCCACCAGAAGGAGUCAUUUUACCCUGGAUACAUCUACUUCGCCUGCUUGUGCAGAGACUGGUUCCCCUUCUUCAGAGACAUCAUCAUCCAGAACUCCUACACAUAUUGAAGGAGCCACCAUACCCCUAUUUAAGGAGGCACCUAAGCCUACAGGAAUGUGUGUGUCCUCAGGCCAAGAAUAGCAAAGCACUCUUUACUGGCUCAGCUGCCUUACCAACC